This is a messenger RNA of Fragaria vesca subsp. vesca, 2088 nucleotides long. RefSeq lists its product as uncharacterized. The transcript is spliced from 3 exons. NCBI's taxonomy places the organism in Eukaryota, Viridiplantae, Streptophyta, Magnoliopsida, Rosales, Rosaceae. Gene Ontology annotation, molecular function: methyltransferase activity. The record is from RefSeq and is a predicted model, not a curated record. The coding region runs from base 1 to 2088 and encodes 695 amino acids.
AUGUCCCCCCCUCCCUCCUCCCCCUCCUCAAAUUACCUCACUACCCUCGGCCUCGGCUACGCCAUAGCCAUCGCCCUCGGCUUCCUCGUCCUCCUCUCCACCCUCCUCCUCGCCUCCUACAUCUGCUGCCGCGUCUCCCGCCGCUCCCAAACCCAAACCCGAACCCGAACCCAAAACCCCAACUCCUCCUCAGAAGGUGUCAUCCUCCCCCGCAUCAUCUUCGUCGCCGAAGACGACGACCUCGAGAACCCACAAAACGACGAUGACAACAACUCCGCCGCCGGGCUCCACCACAACGUCAUCAACUCCUACCCGAAGUUCCCGUUUUCCAAGGAGCUCGGGGGCGGCGACGCGUCCACGUGUUCCAUCUGCCUCUGCGACUAUCGGGAAUUCGAGAUGCUGAGGAUGAUGCCCGAGUGCCGGCAUCACUUUCACCUCUUGUGCCUCGACGCCUGGCUCAAGCUCAACGGCUCCUGCCCCGUCUGCCGGAACUCGCCGCUCCCGACGCCGCUGUCGACGCCGCUGCAGGAGGUCGUGCCGCUGAGCCAGCACGCCGCCGAUCGGAGAUGGAGGAGCCUUGUACAGUUUCUGGAAAUGCUUAAAUCUGUAGAAGUUGAUGUAACAGUGAUCUCUUUUCAGGUCAUUGAGAUAGAUAUGAGGAAACCAAGUGUUGUGAAGUUGGGAACAUGGAGAGGAGUUCAGAGGUCAAUUUUCAUAUUGGGUAGUUUUGCUCUUCUCAUCUCUAUUGUUACAUUAGCAUCCAAAUUCUACUCUCUCAAAUCAUUUCAUGUUACUGAUACCAUCUGCAAUUAUGUAAAUACUGAUAGUCAAAGCAGGAUUGGCAGUCAUGUAAGAAUCACUCUUGAAACUGUGAUUCAGAAACUCCAACAGGAACUUAACAAGUUCAGAGAUUCAACAACAGAUUCGUCGUCAUCUGCGCAUUUGUUGAAGCACAGUUCGUUUCUUGCUGAUAUUUUGGGAUUAGUCGAGUCGGUGCACGAAUCUCUGGUGCAGAACGAAGGGACGGCUCAGAAGUUAGGCAAUGAUGUCAAAGACAUCCAUCCUCUGCUAAAACCGAAGCAACAAUCCGAUGAGCCUGCGGACUACUUUCUGAUAGAAGAGAUUCGGAAGUAUGUCAAGAUCAAACCGAACAGAUUGGGAAAGCAGAAUUUCAUGGGAGCUAAUGGGACUUUCACUAGCAUUGGCCAUGCUUGCUUUGCUAUGAAGAAAGAACUUGAAGAAUACAUGACCUAUGACAUUGGUGAUAUCUGCAAUGAUGACUGGAAGCUAGCUCAGAAGCUCAUGGUUCAUGGAUGUGAUCCACUUCCGAGGAGGAGGUGCUUCUCUAUUGCCCCAAAGAUAUAUAGCAAGCCAUUCCCAAUUACUGAGUCCUUGUGGAAGCUCCCGGACAACAGAAAUGUGCGGUGGAGUCACUAUCGGUGCAAGAACUUUACUUGCCUCGCAAGUAAUUCCGCUCCCAAGGGGUUCUUCAAAUGUGCAGAUUGCUUCAAUCUGUCACACCAUGAAAUGCCUAGAUGGAUGAAACUAAAUGCAGACCAGAAUUUGAAUCAGACUGCGGAUUUUCUUAUUCCUGAAGUGCUUCAGAUCAAGCCGGGGGAGAUCAGAAUCGGACUGGAUUUUAGCGUAGGCACGGGGACUUUUGCAGCUAGGAUGAGGGAGUUCAAUGUCACCAUUGUCUCGGCAACAAUCAAUCUCGGGGCACCUUUCAACGAAAUGAUAGCUCUUCGUGGACUCGUCCCUCUUUACUUGACAAUCAAUCAAAGGCUACCAUUCUUCGACAACACUUUGGAUUUGAUCCACACCACAAGAUUUCUUGAUGGCUGGAUUGAUUUUGUGCUGCUAGACUUUGUUCUGUUUGAUUGGGAUAGAGUUCUGAGGCCUGGGGGUUUGCUUUGGAUUGACAGCUUCUUCUGUGUGAAGGAAGAUUUGAAUGAUUAUUUGGAGUCCCUGAAGAUGCUGAGGUACAAGAAGCACAAAUGGGUUAUUGUUCCAAAGAUUGAUAAAGAUGAUGACAAAGAGGUUUUCUUUUCUGCUGUUCUAGAAAAGCCACCUAGACCAUUCCGGUAA